Messenger RNA from Balaenoptera ricei (Rice's whale), 5687 nucleotides. RefSeq names its product POU class 3 homeobox 3 (gene POU3F3). Gene Ontology annotation, biological process: brain development; regulation of transcription by RNA polymerase II. The record is from RefSeq and is a predicted model, not a curated record. Gene Ontology annotation, cellular component: nucleus. Gene Ontology annotation, molecular function: DNA-binding transcription factor activity, RNA polymerase II-specific; RNA polymerase II cis-regulatory region sequence-specific DNA binding. Lineage: Eukaryota; Metazoa; Chordata; Mammalia; Artiodactyla; Balaenopteridae. The transcript has a single exon. Bases 59 to 1564 code for a protein of 501 amino acids.
UGCUGCUGCGGCGGCGGCGGCGGUGGUGGCGGCGGUAGGGUGGCGGGAGCGGAGCGGGAUGGCCACGGCGGCCUCUAACCCCUACCUGCCGGGGAACAGCCUGCUAGCGGCCGGCUCGAUCGUCCACUCGGACGCGGCGGGGGCCGGCGGCGGCGGCGGGGGCGGCGGCGGCGGCGGCGGCGGCGGGGCGGGCGGCGGCGGCAUGCCGCCCGGCAGCGCCGCCGUGACCUCGGGUGCCUACCGGGGGGACCCGGCCUCCGUCAAGAUGGUGCAGAGCGACUUCAUGCAGGGGGCCAUGGCCGCCAGCAACGGCGGCCAUAUGCUGAGCCACGCGCACCAGUGGGUGACGGCCCUGCCCCACGCCGCCGCCGCCGCCGCGGCCGCCGCCGCCGCCGCCGUGGAGGCGAGCUCGCCGUGGUCCGGCAGCGCCGUGGGAAUGGCCGGCAGCCCCCAGCAGCCACCGCCGCCGCCGCCGCCGCCGCCGCCCCAGGGCCCCGACGUGAAGGGCGGCGCGGGGCGCGACGAUCUGCACGCGGGCUCCGCUCUGCACCACCGCGGGCCGCCGCACCUCGGGCCACCGCCGCCGCCGCCGCCGCCGCACCAGGGCCACCCCGGGGGCUGGGGGGCCGCCGCCGCCGCUGCCGCCGCCGCCGCCGCCGCCGCCGCCGCCGCGCACCUCCCGUCCAUGGCUGGGGGCCAGCAGCCGCCGCCGCAGAGCCUGCUCUACUCGCAGCCCGGGGGCUUCACGGUGAACGGCAUGCUGAGCGCGCCCCCGGGGCCGGGCGGCGGCGGUGGCGGCGGCGCGGGCGGCGGCGCCCAGAGCCUGGUGCACCCGGGGCUGGUGCGCGGAGACACUCCCGACCUGGCCGAGCACCACCAUCACCACCACCACCACGCGCACGCGCACCCGCCGCACCCGCACCACGCGCAGGGACCCCCGCACCACGGCGGCGGCGGCGGCGCGGGGCCCGGACUCAACAGCCACGACCCGCACUCGGACGAGGACACGCCGACGUCCGACGACCUAGAACAGUUCGCCAAGCAGUUCAAGCAGCGGCGCAUCAAGCUGGGCUUCACGCAGGCCGACGUGGGGCUGGCGCUGGGCACCCUGUACGGCAACGUGUUCUCGCAGACCACCAUCUGCCGCUUCGAGGCCCUGCAGCUGAGCUUCAAGAACAUGUGCAAGCUCAAGCCGCUGCUGAACAAGUGGCUGGAGGAGGCGGACUCGAGCACCGGCAGCCCCACGAGCAUCGACAAGAUCGCGGCGCAGGGCCGCAAGCGCAAGAAGCGGACCUCCAUCGAGGUGAGCGUCAAGGGCGCGCUCGAGAGCCACUUUCUCAAGUGCCCCAAGCCCUCUGCGCAGGAGAUCACCAACCUGGCCGACAGCCUGCAGCUCGAGAAGGAGGUGGUGCGGGUCUGGUUCUGCAACCGGCGCCAGAAGGAGAAGCGCAUGACGCCGCCCGGGAUCCAGCAGCAGACGCCUGACGACGUCUACUCGCAGGUGGGCACCGUGAGCGCCGACACGCCGCCGCCGCACCACGGGCUGCAGACAAGCGUGCAGUGAAGGCCCGGGCGCAGCGCGGAGCGGGCCGCCGCCGCCGUCGCCGCCGCUGUCACGCCGCCGCCGCCGCCGCGGCCGGGCGGGCCGGGCCGCCCUCCCCUCCUCCCAAAGACAGGCCUGCCCGCCCUCGGGGGGGAAGGAGAGGGACGCACCGAGGAGACGUUGUUUGAAGUCCAAGGAAGGAGGGGCGAAACAAACAAACAAACAAAGCCUAGAAAUGCCCAGACUGUUUUAUAUACACGACCGUGGCAGAACCGGAAGAGAAAAGGGGGCGAUCGUGAGAUCUCGUUUCUACUCUGGUGGGGGCUCGUUUUGGGGGUUUCUUUUUAAAGAAGGGUGAAGAUGCCUAGCGCCCCAAAACUGCGCUCGCGAGGCUUUUCCCACCCUGAGAAGUCCUACGGGGCGACGGUGGAGAGCACUUAGCACCUGCCUCGUCCUAUCUUCUUAAAAAAACAAACAAACAAACAUUUGUUUAAAAAAAAAAAUCCCCCUCCCUCCCACCUCUUCCCUCCAAAGGGCCGCCCCCCGCCCCUCGCCUCGAGAGAUCCACCGAAACUUUGUUUCCUGGGAGCGACCAGACAGCAGGCAGAGGCACCGGGUUUAAUCAGGGGUGACUCUGUGCUCCCGGACCCUGUUGUUCUUGUCCAUAUCAAAGUCAUUUGGGGACAAACAAAUUGACUAUGAAACGGGAAGGAGAAAAAAAAAGAACAAUCUCUGGAAAACAAGAAAUAUAUAUAUAUACAUAUAUGUAUUCACAGCUUCUGAAAUUAACAGACUGAUAGCAAAGCCAAAAGAAAAAGAAUACGUAUCCUCAAAGUAACCUUGGAAAUAAAAGCAUCUCGAAAGAGCAGAGGAAUGGGCGAGGGAGCAGGGGAUGUCCAGCGGCCAGUGGGAGAGGCCCCGGCGAAUCCGGGCGCGGGCGGGCGGACAGGGCGCGGAGCGAGGCCUGGCAUCCAACCCCGGCUUAUCGGCUGCCGCUCCGAUGGGUGGACGACGCCUAAAGAAGCCACCGCUAAUAUUUUUUUUAUUAAUAUUUUUUAUUUUUUAUUUCUGGACUGACUCAGAUCAAGGGAUUUAGAAAGACAGCACUUCUCCGGACUCUUCUUCUCAAUCCGUUGCCAACUUUGAUUGAAUGGGUGCUGUGGAUGUGAUUAUAUAAUACUGCCCUUUCCAAGCAGUGUUUUUGGUAGGUUUUAAUAAACAGACUUUUCAAAAGACGGCAAUAUAGAAUUGUUAGAUCCGUUGUUGAUCUAAAAAUAUUUGCUUUAUAUUUUCAUUAAAUGACUUCUUUUAAUAUUUUAUUCAGAAUACUUAUGAACUGCUGCAAAACGGUAAUUUAUUUUUCCCCAGAUCUUGUAUUACGUGUUUUUUUCAGACGAGCACAAAUCAAAAUGAAAUGAAAAUAUGGACAGUUGCUAGGUAAUAAGGGUAUCUUUUGAUGUGAUCAUUUGAUUGUAAUUUAAUUUGAGUAGUGAUUCCAUAAGAGCUGAUCGAGAAAAUAAAUUUGUUAGAAUGAAAUAGUCUGUGUCUGAUGCAUAAACACUGUGUGGGAAGAAGAGAGUCCUUUAGAAAAUAUUUUUUUACAAUGCAAAUCCUUAAGGGAUAGAGCUGAGGAAGCCGUCAGCUCCACCUAAGGUACAUUUGCAAAUCUAGAAUAAAAGGCAAUGACAGAAACCACUGGUAAUUGACAAAGUAGUCACUCCUUGUUAGUCUGUUAAUUUCACAAAAUUUGUCCCUCCCUUAAUUUUAGUGGGUGUUUUUAGUGUUUUUAGGUGAGAUUGUCUAAAUGCUAGUCCUUUUCUCAGAGAUACCUGUGUCCUUUAUCAUCUUUAUCAGAAUGUUGGACUACAUCCCCAGUAAAAAUGUGCCAACUGGUUACUAAUGGUGAACACAAGAGUCCCUCACCACCACCACCAAAGUUUAGCCUCUCUUUUCCCUCUCAUCUCCCCUCCCCCACCAUAUUGCUACAUCUCUUUCCUCUUUUUUCUGAAGACUAAUAGUGGUAAAGAAUAGCUUACAAGUCGAUGAAAUCUUUUUAUAUCGAUUACGUCCCAUUAAUAACUAUAUGUAAUUAAGUUUAAAUUAUUAAGCCGUUUUGGGGGGUGGGUUGUUUGGUUUGUUUUCUCUAUAAUGGAAGAAUGUAGUUCUAAACUCCUGAUUGUGGUCCACACUGCAUUACCCUCAGUGUGAUCACCAGCUCAGACUUAAGAUUCUACAUUUCUGUGUUUCCGUCUUUCCCCAGUAUGAUUCUAUAUUUUCUUUACCGGUGCUGGGGGUUUUCACUUUUUGAUCACUCUUUAGAUACACCCUGCAAGAGCGGUCACAUUUAUCAAGUUAAUGUAUCAAUAUUUACAAUGUGGGAAAAUGAAAGUGUAAUGCCUCAGGUUGUAAGUAACAAGACGCAAAAGGCUCUGCUUCCUUGAGUCCCUUCGUAUUGUACGUUAAAAAAAAAAAAGUAUUUGGGGGUGAUAAAGCAAUGAUUUUGUAGAUUAGUUUCCCCCUAAUCUCAUUGAGCUGUCACUCACUUUUUGCGUCUUCUCUCAUCUUUACUCCCUCUCCCUGUGAUAUCAAUGCAGGGGUUAAAAAACCCGGAAAACUGUGAGAGCAACAAGGAACAGUUAUUUCUUCCAGACAGACCCUGUGUCACUUUCAUAAAUCAAGCCCAGCCAGAUGGCCGUGUAUUGGGUUGCAUUAUUUUAAACACCAAAUCGUACUAAAAAUCACAAUCAUUUUGAUUUGUGAAAUCUGAAAAAGGCCAUAUUUAUUAAACAGAGAGCAGGGAAAGAAUGAAAACAAGAAACCACAAUUUACUUUUCUUUGCCUUCUCGUUUCCUAUUUGUCUUGCUAUUGUAAUCUCUUUGCCCAGCAUAUUUACAACCUGGAGUGGGGAGGGUGGUGACAAACUUUAUCAUUUUUUGAGGGUCUACAGGGGCAAGCACGGAAGGCCUUAUUGGAAAUCUGAGGACUGGGUGUGGUUGUUUUUAUAGGGUGGGUGCUAUUGGCGUGUGAGAUGAAAACCUAUGUUCCCUACAGGACUCAGAGUGGUUGAUGAGACAGAGAAUGGGUCUAUUUCAAAUGUUAGGAGGCAUUUGCUUACUUGAUUUGGCUGACAACAAAAGAACUAACAUUGGAUUUCACCCUGUUUUCUAUUAAAAAGUAACCUUUGCUGUUUACUUUGGAAGAAGCUCUGAUUUAGAGGUAGCAGAGUAACUUAGAGCAGCUGGGAAAGCUGGCCCAUUUUAUUCCAUUAUUUUGUAGUUUUUUAAAGUGAGCUCAUGCUUGCACUCCAUUUUUUUUUUUUUAAAAAUCAACCCUUUGAAUGUAUUUACAAAAUGAAAUUCAUGGUUGGAAAACAAGUGAGGGCAGAUACAACUGAGAGGUUUUGUGCUAAGGCUUAUAUUGUUACACAUGUAAAUAAUGAAAAUAUUGUUAUAUAUCACCAGAUCUUUUUAAUGAAUUUGGUCAUUGUGUUCCUUUGUAGGCAAGUGUCUUGUGCUUCGUCAAGUGUUCGUUUGUUUCCUCCAUUUCAGCCCACCCCCUCCUCCCCUUCCAACUCAGAGGAAAGUGACAAAGUUCUGUUCCAUCAAUCUGGCUAAUCCCAAGCUAGGCCCAUUUAUAGUUUGCAGUCUCCCGUGGCUUCUGAUCAGUUGUCCAAGCUACAGCCAUCUCAUUCACCCAACCAUCUUCCCCUGCAAGUCUGGGCGAUAAAUCAUUCAAGGUGUAUUUAAAAUAGUCACUUUGCUGUAGUUGCUCUGCCUUUUUUUUUCUUUAAGUACUUAGCCAAGGACUACUUCUUUGUUCCAAAACCGUACUAUUCAUUAUUGAUCUUAAAGAUUCCCUUUGCUUCCCUGUAGCCCCCAGUGUACGCUCGUUACCAUGCUCAUAAUCUGUUUUGUAUGAAUGGUUUUCAACAUCCAGAGAAUAAUCAGUUCUAAUAUUAAAUGCAGUCUAUGCUAUUGAUAGUUUUAUCGAUAAGUGUAAUAUUUUAAAUAAUUUUAACAAUUAAAUUUGUUUUUUAAAUUAUAUAUUUGUAAAGUAUUUAUCCUGUUGGAAGCAACAAUAUAUUGUUGUAUUUAUUCGUUUAUUUUUGUAAUAAAUGAUCAACCUCUUCAAGCUAAAUCAAAAA